Molecule: messenger RNA, 8679 nt
Organism: Esox lucius (northern pike)
Lineage: Eukaryota; Metazoa; Chordata; Actinopteri; Esociformes; Esocidae
Gene: usp32
Product: ubiquitin specific peptidase 32
Exons: 35
Coding region: 2700-7634 (1644 amino acids)
Biological process (GO): protein deubiquitination
Cellular component (GO): Golgi apparatus
Molecular function (GO): cysteine-type deubiquitinase activity; calcium ion binding
Source: RefSeq, a predicted model, not a curated record
UCUAUGCCUGGCCCAAUAAAAGACGGGAUUCGUCACGGUUUAUGCGACGGAAACUUUCAAUUGAAAUGCACUGUGCGGAGUAAACAAAUCCAUUCUCCACAUUUGUUUUGUUCAAACACUUAACUUUAUUCUCCCUUCUGUCUGGUUGUUACACAAUAUGGCCGGGAAAUAUGUUGAUAUUUGUCGUGUUUGUUUUAAACCGUACAGCAGUAAGAAAAACAGACAACUUAUUGCAAUGUAAAUCGUGUUUCGAUGAGACCUGACUACACCGUGGCUUUGGAAGCAAUUAUUGGUCCGAUCAAGAUGUGUGAUGAGUUUUCAAAAUCUGUCUGUAGCUCCUGUCGCAAUAUUUUUCUGAAAUAUAAAAGUGCCCAUGACGUGGAAAGGAUUGGGUGUUUUGUGAGGGAAAUAACUAUUUCUAAAGUUAACAAAGCAACAGAUACCCAUUCGGCAUUGAAAGACAUUCGACCCAUAGCACUUGUUUUUGGUGCUUCAUGGGCUAUGGGUGACCAAGAAAUACAACCGCUACAAGCACCUGUAUUUGGGGCUUCAUUGGCUGUAGGUGACCAAGAAAUCAAACCGCUACAAGCGCCUGUAUUUGGGGCAUCAUCAGGUGUUACAGACCAAGGAAUUGAACUACCACACGAACCAGCAGACGAGUCAGCUGAAGUUGAGAAGAACGAAAGCCAUCACAGCAGUAUAGUAAAAAUUUCCGUUACAACUGCUUCGGGUAUAAAGUCACGGAUACUAAGAGGCCCUUUGGAAAGAAUCGGUAUUUGCCUUCAAAAUAAUCAGCCCCAAGCAAUACCAAAGCAUUUAAUGCAAAUUCCAGGUUUGUCAGAAAUCAUGACAAAGCAAGUACUGAAUAUUGUGUCUUGGGAGUGCAAUAGGUUGACCGGUACAAAGGUGGACUCAAUACUACGACACAUCAGUCCCUCUGCACUGGAAGCCCUUAACUGGAAUAAAGUUUUGAAUGCGUGGAGACAGUCGGCUGGGUGCUAGCAAAUACUGUGGCUGCUGGCGCUAUAGGAACAUGGAGUAAACACACAGACAGGAAGACCCAGUUCACAGUGGCCAUGGGCGGGGCCACCCUUCUAAGGGGCAUGCUCAAAAUGCAUGUGCACGUCGAUGUUUUGCAACGCGCUUCUCUUGCAUCGUGGUAGGGCCAAAAAGAGAUGCUUUAACAGGCUGUCCAGUCUUGGUGUCUGUGUCCAUGAAGAGCACGACCAUCAAACUGACACAAAGGGGCGAAUCCUGGGAUGAGAAAUGCCUCAAGUUUUUCCAGAAUUGCAGAAGAUGGGCAAGUCGGACCCCUAUCCUGAGCUGAAAUGGAGUUUGCCGAGGGGCAUGCAGAGUCAAGUGAGGGACAGAGAGGACAAACAUGCAGCGUCUGUGCUGCAUGUAAAAAACAUGGAGGACCUGGAUGCUGAUUCAACAGUAGACUUUGGGUUGAAUAUGACCUGCGAGAGUGAUUAGAGUAACAGUACUUCUGUGCUGUUUCACAUGGAUUGUAGGUAGUUGGGUUUUUUCGCCUGGUAUGUGUCUUGUUUCGUUAAUAUUAUUAAUUAUUGCUGAUCUGUGCAAAAUAUACAUCUCAUAUUCAUCCUGAAGAUGCAGUCUUAUACCACUGUUUGCAGAAGUGGCGCUGUAGAGCUGAAAAAUAUCCCUGAAAAUUGUGUACAAUGACAUGUGCCAAUUUGUGCCCCAUGUGAUCAAAUCCACUCGCUUUCAAGUAUGAUUGUGAUUCUAGUUAUAGAUUAUGGACAUAAAAAUAACGAAUUACAAAUCGAGCUCAAAAGGGGACUUAGAAAACUAAAUAAUUAACAAAAUUAUUUUGUUAAUUGCAACAGUCCCUGACUACAUCCUUAAGCACAUACAGUCACAGACAAUAGUUUAAUGAAGUAGCAUAAUAAAGAAUAAGGUAUUGCAAAAAAAGGUGUAUCCACAAUGCAUAUGCAAGCUUUAGCUGUGUUUGUGAGUGUCAAAAUAUCAUCAGACAACUACUGAAUGACUUAUCUACUGUUCAUCAUACAACAUAAGAAUGUAUUACAUUGUCAGUCAGUCUGGAUUGACUGUUGAUAUGUUGCUGUUUUGAUCCUCUCGAUCAGGAUUUUUAUUUAGGAUUUAUUUAGACACUGUAUGCUCAAAUUAAGAAGCUCACUAACAGGGACAUAAAGAAAUGUGUGCAAAGCAUUUGAGAAAAAAUAUAUUUUCUGCAUAUGGAAAAUGUCUGGGAUCUUUUGUUUUAGCUAUAAACUUUAUGUGAAACCAUUUAAUGUAAUCCACAGGGGGGAGCCAGCACAAAGGACAACUUUGCCAGUUUAAAAUAAUGGUAACUUUGAAAUGUAUCCUUAAGUACGACCGACCGCAUUGUGUUAGACGAUUUUUGGCAACAAAAAACCCCGCACAGAGAUUAUGUUCCCCGUAACUGUAACAAACUGACCUUGUUUUGUUUACCUCAAGCUUUCAUAUGCAUGUGCAAAACCGUUACAUGCCAACCAAUCAGGUGACCGAUGGUCGGAAAUCUGAUCAUGUGACCAAGGCAAGCAUGGAGGCGUUGGCAUGUAGAGGCGUCAUUCGUUCAUUACACUGUCAAGGCACAUUGCUGGUAACGGAUUUCACAAUAAACAGACAAGUCAACAGACGCCGGUCAUACACUCAGAAUUUAUUUUCUCACAUCGUAGUGAAAUGAGGGCAACAUGGGUGCCAAGGAGUCAAGGAUAGGCUUCCUUUCGUAUGACGAGGCCGUGAAAAGAGUAACGGAUGUGGAGUUGAAGAGACUGAAGGAUGCUUUCAAAAGGACGAGUGGCCUGUCCAGCUACAUUACCCAACAGGGCUUCUACAGAGAAGUACUGGGAGAUGGGGUUCCCCCGAAGGUCGCAGAGGUGAUCUACGCCUCCUUUGGGGGCACCUCUAAAGGACUGCACUUCAACAACCUCAUCAUUGGCCUGGUACUGCUGACCCGAGGACGAGAUGAGGAGAAGGCAAAAUACCUCUUCAGCCUGUUUGCCACUGAGUCAGGGGGCUAUGUUUCGCGGGACGACAUGGAGGCGGUGCUACGUGCCGUGGAUGGGGAAGUCCCGCCCUCUCUCACGAGGUGCUUCAGUGAGGGGGAGAAGGUCAACUAUGAGCGUUUUAAGAACUGGCUCCUUCAGAACAAGGAGGCGUUCACAUUCUCCCGUUGGCUGCUCUCCGGGGGCGUGUCUGUGACCUUGACAGAUGACAGUGACACUCCCACCUUCUACCAGACUCUGGCAGGAGUUACACACUUAGAAGAGUCUGAUAUCAUUGACUUGGAGAAACGCUACUGGCUGCUGAAGGCUCAGUCCAGGACUGGACGCUUUGACCUGGAAACAUUCCUCCCACUGGUGUCUCCGCCCAUCCACCACUCGCUAAGUGAAGGCUUGUUCCACGCCUUUGAUGAGAACCGGGACAAGCACAUAGACUUUAAGGAGAUCUCCUGUGGCUUGUCAGCCUGUUGCCGGGGGCCGGUUGCCGAGAGGCAGAAAUUUUGUUUCAAAGUGUUUGAUUUGGACCGGGAUGGGGUUCUGUCUCGUGAUGAGAUCCAUGCGAUGGUGGUCGCUCUUCUGGAGGUGUGGAAGGACAAUCGUACGGACUCACUCCCGGAAUUCCAAGCACAACUGCCAGACAUAGUGGACGGAAUCCUGAGUAUGCAUGACACAACAAAGCUAGGUCACCUGACCCUGGAAGAUUAUCAGAUCUGGAGUGUGAAGAGUGCUCUGGCUAACGAGUUCCUCAACCUGCUCUUCCAGGUCUGUCACAUUGUCCUGGGACUGCGACCCGCCAGUCCUGAAGAGGAGGGACAGAUCAUCAGGGGGUGGCUUGAAAGAGAGAGCAGACAUGGACUCCAGCCAGGUCAGACAUGGUUUCUCAUCUCCAUGCAGUGGUGGACCCAGUGGAAAGACUACGUCAGAUAUGAUCUCAAGCCCAUCGUGGUGGAGCAGCCCUCCAGCCUGCCCUCUCUACGGAACCCCCAGGCUACUGCCACUGUCCGGCCUGCCCCGCCUGAACCAGGGGUAGUGGGAGGACAGAGGGUCCCCUGCUCGGCCAGUCCCUCAGAGGAGAGGUCCACUGACUCGGGGUCCGGUGCCCCCGAAGCGUCCAGGACCCUGAGCACCGUGGUGGCCCUCCAGGCCGGCCCGUCGGCCACAGAGAUCUGUUUUGUCCGGCAACCCAGCGCGUCAGAUGGCCAGAGUUUCUCCGGGGCCAACGGCCACAUCCCGUCCCAAUCCCUGUCCCAGACCCAGCUGUCCCAGACCCAGCUGUCCCAGACCCAGCUGUCCCAGACCCAGCUGUCCCAGACCCAGCUGUCCGAGACCCAGCUGACCAUUCAGAGGCCUGGAGCCAUUGACAACCAGCCCCUGGUCAACAUGGAUCCCAUGAAGGCCCCCACCUUGACCAUGGAGGGAGGCCGGCUGAAGAGGUCCGCACAGCUGGUGGCGGGACACGAUUUUGAGACGGUGCCAGAACCUGUGUGGAGGGCUCUGUACCACUGGUACGGAGCCAACCUCAGCCUGCCGCGACCGGUAAUCCAGCAGACUAAAACAGGCCAUGCGGAGCUGGAGCUCUACCCCCGUUACCUCCUCUUCCUGCGGCAACAGCCGGCCACGCGCACCCCCCAGUCCAACAUCUGGGUUAACAUGGGUAUGACCAGCCUGAGAAUGUUCCCCCAGCACCUCCCCAGAGGUAACAUGCCCUCCCCCAACGCCCCCCUGAGGCGGGUCCUGGCCUAUACGGGCUGUUUCAGUCGGAUGGGGACCAUAAAGGACAUCCACACGUACCUGUCCCAGAGACUACGCAUCAAGGACGAGGACAUGAGGCUGUGGCUCUACAACAACGAGAAUUUCCUGACCCUCCUGGAUGAUGAGGAGCACACUCUGGAGGGCCUGAAGAUUCAGGACGAGCAGCACUUAGUCAUCGAGGUCCGGAACAAAGACAUGAGCUGGCCGGAAGAGAUGUCAUUCAUCGCUAACAGCAGUAAAAUGGACCAGCACAAAGUUCCCACAGAGAAGGGGGCGACUGGCCUGAGUAACCUAGGAAACACGUGCUUCAUGAACUCCAGUAUUCAGUGUGUGAGCAACACCAAACCUCUCUCCGACUACUUCAUCUCAGGGAGACACCUCUACGAGCUCAACAGGACCAAUCCCAUCGGUAUGAGAGGUCACAUGGCCAAGUGCUACGGCGACCUGGUUAUGGAGUUGUGGAGCGGGACCCAGAAGAGCGUCGCCCCCCUCAAACUCAGGUGGACGAUAGCGAAGUAUGCCCCCCGGUUCAACGGCUUUCAGCAGCAGGACUCCCAGGAGCUCCUGGCCUUCCUAUUGGACGGCCUCCACGAGGACCUGAACAGGGUGCAUGAGAAGCCCUACGUAGAGCUGAAGGACAGUAACGGACGACCUGACUGGGAGGUCGCCUCAGAGGCUUGGGAGAACCAUUUGCGGAGAAACCGCUCCAUCGUGGUGGACUUGUUCCAUGGCCAACUCAAGUCCCAGGUAAAGUGCAAGACCUGUGGCCACAUCAGCGCCCGCUUCGACCCCUUCAACUUCCUGUCCCUGCCCCUUCCCAUGGACAGCUCCAUGCACCUGGAGAUCACUGUCAUCAAGCUGGAUGGGUCCACCCCGGUGCGGUUUGGCCUCAGGCUCAACAUGGAUGAAACCUACACCGGUCUGAAGAAACAGCUCAGUGAACUGUGUGGUCUGAAACCUGAACAGAUUCUACUAGCGGAAGUCCACACCUCCAAUAUCAAGAAUUUUCCUCAGGACAACCAGAAGGUGCGGAUGACGGCCAAUGGCUUCCUGUGUGCAUUUGAGAUCCCUGUGCCUGGUUCACCCUCCUCCCUCACCACCCCCACUCAGACAGACACCAUCCCUGUGCCCAUGGCUAAUGGGGUGGGCGUGGCAGCUAAUGGGUUCCCAGCAGAUAAGCCUGCUCUGAUCCCCAACGGCCCGGCCAGUGCCGUGGUGCCCUGCGGUGAGGCCCUGGAGACGGCCCCGCCCAACGGAGGAGUCUGGCCGGCUAAUGGACAAGUGUUCCCCAACCAGGACAGCCCCUUCAUUGGGUACAUCAUCGCCAUGCACCGGAAGAUGAUGCGGACAGAGCUGUACUUCCUGUCCAGUCAGAAGAACCGUGCCAGUCUGUUUGGGAUGCCCCUGAUCGUGCCCUGUACUGUCCACACCAGGAACAAGGACCUGUACGAUGCCGUCUGGGUGCAGGUGUCCCGUCUGGCCAGCCCUCUGCCCCCCCAGGAGGCCAGCAACCACGCACAGGAUUGUGACGACAGCAUGGGCUACCAGUAUCCAUUCACAUUGCGGGUGGUGGCCAAGGAUGGAAACUCCUGUGCCUGGUGUCCUUGGUACAGGUUCUGCCGGGGUUGCGCGGUUGAAUGUACCGAGGACAGGGCCUCAGUGGAGAACACCUACAUCGCCGUCGACUGGGAUCCCACAGCCCUGCACCUCCGCUAUCAGACCUCACAGGAGAAGGUCGUGGAGGAGCACAGCAGUGUCCAGCAGAGUCGCAGGGCCCAGGCGGAGCCCAUCAGUCUGGACAGCUGCCUGAAGGCCUUCACCAGCGAGGAGGAGCUGGGGGAGAACGAGCUGUACUACUGCUCCAAGUGCAAGACCCACCGCUUGGCCACCAAGAAACUGGACCUCUGGAGGCUGCCGCCCAUCCUGAUCGUCCACCUGAAGCGGUUCCAGUUUGUGAACGGCCGCUGGAUCAAGUCCCAGAAGAUCGUCAAGUUUCCCAGGGAGGGUUUUGACCCGAGCAUUUACCUGGCUCCCCGGGAGGCGGAGCUUCACUGCCUUCAGAGCCGUAGUGAGGGGGAGGAGCUACUGAGUAUAGGGGGAGGAGAGACCGUCUCUUCUGUCUCCGCCCCUGCUGGCUUCCUCAACGUCGUCAAAGCAUCUCCGGCCUCGGGCAGGAAGUCAGCCCCUCCGCCAUAUGUCAGUCGAAACGCCAGCCCUUCCGGUAGCCCCAAGGCAGGAGGAGGGUCGGGGGGGUUGGGCCGUAGACAGCCCCGCCUUCGCCUUCCCCAGCUGGGCAGCCGCCACCGCCUCUCCAACAGCAAGGAGAACCUGGAGGGUGUCACCAGGGACGGCGGAGCCGAACCCAGGGAGGGGGAGUCGCAGGCACACACAGACAGGCUACCGGGGACGGGGGGGUCCAGUGGGGGGGCGCCGGGGAGCGGGACGGAUACGUUGACUACAGAAGCCUCCAGCAGCCUCAGUGAUGUCAUUGUGAUGAACGGGAACAGUGACGGCUUGGAGCCCAGCACGGACCCAGAGACCCCCAGCGCCCUGACCCAGGGAGACCACAGCCUGGAGAAUAUCUACAACUUAUAUGCAAUUUCAUGCCAUUCCGGUAUAAUGGGAGGAGGUCAUUAUGUGACCUAUGCCAAAAACCCCAAUGACAAGUGGUACUGUUACAAUGACAGCAGUUGUAAGGAGGUGCACUCGGAAGAGAUUGACACAGAGUCGGCCUACAUCCUGUUCUAUGAACAACAGGGGGUGGACUAUUCCCAGUUCCUUCCAAAGACCGACGGCAAGAAGAUGGCCGACACCACCAGUAUGGACGACGACUUUGAGUCCGACUACAAGAAGUACUGCGUCCUACAGUGAUCCUAAUUGGGCCCUGUUCCCUACCUGGUACAGUACCUUUGACCAGGACCCCAUAGGGAUGGAUGGAGCCAUGGGGCACUGAUCAAAAGUAGUAUACUAUAUAGGGAAUAGGACGCUAUUUCAGAUGUGGCCACAGUCUUCCACCCAUCUCUCAUACAAUGCCUGUGUCUCCGGACAAACGAAUCCAGUCGAGCCGCCUGGGGGCAAGACACAACGCUUCGCCCCCCCAGUGGUCACUGGGAAGCACAACAGUGUCGCCGGACCGAGUCGUCGUGCGCCGGGACACUCAGACGGCAUGGCGUCUGUCGUGUCUUCGGAGGGCGGCGCCCGUCCUGUCGUUCUGAAUGGCUCGUUUCAGCUUUAAGCAUAGAGAGCCAUCGUCCGGGACGCCGAGAGAACAAUAUUCAAGCCUGGUUUGAGGCACUGAACCGGCGCACUCUGAGCUACACGUGGAACCUCCAGAAACAGACACUUUGAUGUGUUGGAUCAUCAGCUGAUGUAACCGGUUGUGCACUUUCCUCACCUGCAGCCGUCAGAAUAUGUGUACGCAGCUCCGUAACGUCUCGCUCUGUAACUCAGCGUGACGAUCAUCUAGACAUGACCGUGUGGUGGUUUUGAGUGUGGGUUUCUCCAAAAGUUUUGAUCUCUGUCCUCAGUAGUGAAACGCCUGUAGCAGAACUGGACUUGCUACUCAUAGUGCUACCUACCUCACUAGCAUGCUUUUAACUGGCCAAAUUGUAAUGGUUAAAUAUUUAGGGGAGUUCUCAAAGUAUUAUUUUCACUCGACGAAAAUGAUUUAUAUCCCUUAAUGAUAAAAGAGCCCAGCAAUUGAGGUGUUUCACUUAAAUUGUGCAAUCUCUGAAGUACCCAACACUGAUUGACUUCCGGGUUGUUUUAACUAGAUGGUGUUCAGGUGCCAUUGAGUAUGAUUCAAAGAGACGCUUUACGUUAGAAGUAUAUGUAUGUACAUAAAUAUUUUAAUUUAUUAUUUUCUCCAAAUACUUAUUUUAUAGAGAUUUAUUUUUAUCAUUGCGGUUAUUUUUUA